AUGCCACACCAAAAAAGCGUCCUUAUUACCGGGUGCAGCGAUGGAGGCAUUGGCUCAGCCCUUGCCAAAGCCUUUCAAUCCCAUGGGCUUCGAGUUUUUGCUACCGCGCGAACGGUUUCUACCAUGUUAUCGCUCGAACAGCUCCCCGCGGUGGCGCUGCUGUCUCUUGACGUGACUUCAUCCACCAGUAUAGCUGCAGCAGUUGAGGCUGUGAAGCGGGACACGAACGGGACACUUGAUUACCUGGUCAACAAUGCCGCCAUUAACCAGUAUUCACCAGCCCUCGACAUAGACAUUGGUCAAGCAAAGCGGAUGUUCGAUACCAACUACUGGGGUGCCCUGGAGGUCACUCAAAAGUUCGCCCCCUUGUUGAUCGCGAGUAAAGGCACGGUGGUCGGCAUUUCGAGUAUUUCGGCACAUGCAAAUAUUCCGUACUGCAGUGCCUUGGCUGGAUCCAAACGUUCCCUGGAAAUUCUCAUGGAAACGCUGAGAGUAGAGCUGAAGCCGUUUGGCGUUAAUGUCCUGUCUGUCGUGACCGGUGUUGUCCGAAGCAAUGCCCAGAAUUGGAAGCAUUUUGAAGACUGGAAGCUGCCGGAUGAGUCAAUCUACAAGUCUUUGGAGAGCCAGAUCCAUGAACACAUCCAAGAAAAGGACGGUGUCUAUAAUGACGGCGCUGUCAGGGUAGACACCGUGCAGCAUGCCAGGAAACUGGCAGACAAGAUUCUUGCUGGCACAACAGGGACAAUCUGGAUUGGAGGCCAGGCAGGGGCGGUCCGGUUUGCUACCACCUAUCUCCCCCAGUUUGUAUUGGACAAGAUGGUUUCGGCUGGGUAUGGGCUAGAGAAGCUUGCCAAAGGGGCUGCGAAAUAG
Messenger RNA from Talaromyces rugulosus, 870 nucleotides. RefSeq lists its product as uncharacterized. The transcript has 3 exons. The record is from RefSeq and is a predicted model, not a curated record. NCBI's taxonomy places the organism in Eukaryota, Fungi, Ascomycota, Eurotiomycetes, Eurotiales, Trichocomaceae. Gene Ontology annotation, cellular component: endoplasmic reticulum; lipid droplet. Gene Ontology annotation, molecular function: triacylglycerol lipase activity; acylglycerone-phosphate reductase (NADP+) activity. The coding region runs from base 1 to 870 and encodes 289 amino acids. Gene Ontology annotation, biological process: phosphatidic acid biosynthetic process; triglyceride catabolic process.